This is a messenger RNA of Nematolebias whitei (Rio pearlfish), 2231 nucleotides long. RefSeq names its product protein kinase C, eta, a (gene prkcha). Gene Ontology annotation, biological process: protein phosphorylation. The transcript is spliced from 14 exons. The record is from RefSeq and is a predicted model, not a curated record. Gene Ontology annotation, molecular function: diacylglycerol-dependent serine/threonine kinase activity; ATP binding. NCBI's taxonomy places the organism in Eukaryota, Metazoa, Chordata, Actinopteri, Cyprinodontiformes, Rivulidae. Bases 189 to 2231 code for a protein of 680 amino acids.
AGUUGGUGGAACAGGUUCGAGACUCGGCGUCUGCAGAGAGGAGAGCAGCAGUCAUGUCACGAUGGUUUUAACAACGCGAGCACUGUUUGCUCCUAUAACUAAGAGGGCGUGAACGCUUUAUUUAUAUGUAUUUUUAAACAUUUUACAUAUUUUUUUUCCUCACUUUUGCGCACGCGGGCUGCCUCAGAAUGCGCUUUAAUGGAUAUCUGAAGCUGCGGAUCGGCGAGGCGCUGGACCUCAAACCGACAACCUUGUCCACCCGCCACACCGUCAUCUUCAACAAGGCUCCCCAGGUGCUGGACCCGUACAUUGUGGUGAAGGUGGACGACUUGAAAGUGGGCCAGACGCACACCAAGCAGAAAACCAACAUGCCCACGUACAACGAGGAGUUCAGCCUGAACGUGCACGAAGGGAAGCAGAUCGAGCUGGCUGUUUUCCACGACACUCCGAUUGGAUACGACGACUUCGUGGCCAACUGCACCAUCCAGUUCGGAGACCUGAUCAAAAGCUCCAACACCGGGGAGACCUUUGAGGGAUGGAUGGACUUGGAGCCAGAAGGGAAAGUUUUCGUCCUCAUUACUCUCACCGGAUCCUUCACCGAUGACGACGCUGUAUUGAAAGAGAACACCCACAAGCAGUUCACCAGGACGCGGCAGGGGGCCGUGAGACGGAGGAUCCAUCAGGUCAACGGACACAAGUUCAUGUCCACGUACCUCCGUCAGCCCACCUUCUGCUUCCACUGCAAGGAGUUCAUUUGGGGUUUUUUGGGAAAACAGGGUUACCAGUGUCAAGUGUGUACCUGUGUAGUUCAUAAACGUUGCCACCAGCUGGUUGUUACGGUGUGUCCCCGGAUGAAGAAGUCCCCAAAAGAGCAGCCUGUAACUCAAGGCUUCAGCAUCAACGUUCCUCACAAGUUCAACAUCCACAACUACAAGUCGCCCACCUUCUGUGACCACUGUGGGUCCCUGCUGUGGGGGAUAGUCCGACAGGGGCUGCACUGCAAAAUUUGUAAAAUGAACGUUCACAUCCGCUGUAAAGGCAACGUUGCUCCCAGCUGCGGUGUCAACAGUGUGGAACUGGCCAACAAGCUCGCCGAGAUGGGUCUGCAGGCUGGAGGACUCUCUAAAAGAAACACAAUUGUCAAAGGUUCAGAGCCGAGCAGGAUGCCCUCUGACAGGAGGGAGAGCACGGCUUCAGAAACUCUGCAGCAGUCCCUUCGGAUGGGAAUUUCAGACUUCACAUUUCUGCAAGUGCUUGGAAAAGGCAGCUUUGGCAAGGUGAUGUUGGCCAAACUAAACGAACGAGAUUGCGUUUUUGCAAUCAAGGUUUUGAAGAAGGACAUUAUUCUGCAGGACGACGACGUUGAGUGCACCAUGACGGAGAAGCGGGUUCUCUCGCUGGCCUGCUGUCACCCCUACCUCACACAGCUUUACUGCUGCUUCCAGACUCCGGAUCGACUCUUCUUCGUGAUGGAGUUCGUUAAUGGAGGCGAUCUCAUGUUCCACAUCCAGAAAUCCAGGAAAUUCGAAGAGGCCAGAGCGCGUUUCUACACGGCAGAGAUCACUUCGGCUCUUAUGUUCCUGCACAGCAAAGGCAUCAUUUACAGGGACCUAAAACUGGACAAUGUUCUUCUCGACAAAGACGGCCACUGUAAGCUGGCAGAUUUCGGGAUGUGCAAGGAGGGAAUAUUUGAAGGUGUGGCCACAGGAACGUUCUGUGGGACCCCAGAUUAUAUUGCUCCGGAGAUCCUGCAGGAGCUGCUGUACGGCCCCUCCGUCGACUGGUGGGCGCUCGGGGUGCUGCUGUACGAGAUGCUGUCGGGACACGCCCCUUAUGAGGCCGAAAAUGAAGACGACCUCUUCGAGUCCAUCCUGAAUGAAGAGAUUGUUUAUGCAUCCUGGCUCAGUGUGGAUGCUGUGGAUAUACUCAAAGCUUUGCUGAUCAAAAACCCUGUGCGGCGUCUCGGCUGCGUACCAUCAGAAGGCGGCGAGAACGCCGUGAUAAACCACACCUUCUUUACCGGCAUCGACUGGGAGAAACUAAACCGCAGAGAAAUAGAUCCGCCUUUCAAGCCGAGGAUUAAAACGCCGGAAGAUGUAAACAACUUCGACCCAGACUUUACUCAGGAGGAGCCCACCCUCACGCCCAUCGAUGACCCUGUGAUUCCUUCAAUCAACCAGGAGGAGUUUAGAAACUUUUCCUUCAUUUCACCUGAACUGCUGGAGCUCUAA